This is a messenger RNA of Arachis ipaensis, 1573 nucleotides long. RefSeq lists its product as uncharacterized. Lineage: Eukaryota; Viridiplantae; Streptophyta; Magnoliopsida; Fabales; Fabaceae. The record is from RefSeq and is a predicted model, not a curated record. Gene Ontology annotation, biological process: mitochondrial translation. Gene Ontology annotation, molecular function: structural constituent of ribosome. Gene Ontology annotation, cellular component: mitochondrial ribosome; mitochondrial large ribosomal subunit.
UUCCAAAGGCAACCUCGUGCCCUCGUCUCUCUGUCUCUGUUCUCUCAACUUGGCGUCGGCAACGGGCAGCCUCUCACCCUCACCUCGUCACUCUCUCGAGCACGGCGCCGUAAUCCCCUCACCCUCACCUCGUCUCUCCCCUCGUUGUCAGUUCGUCACUCUCAGUCUCUGGGUAUCUCACCUCGUCACGCUCUCGUUCUCUCACUGUGAGUCCGUGACCCUACGUUCGCUUCGUCGGGUGGUGGUGGUCGUCAUCUUCUCAACUAGGUGAGCUCCAGUUUUCGAUCCUGUUCUUUCUCUAGUUUAAUGUUGAUUUCGAUGAAUCUGGUUGGUGUUGAAUCUGGUGGUUGUUGAAUCCUGCGUUCAGCUUCUCCUUCGCCGUCAACUUCCUUCGUGCAACUCGAUUUGAAUAAUCACUUAGUUAAGUUUUGCUUCAUCUCUCUGCCCAACAUUCCCAAAUCCCAGCCCAGUCACCACCGCCGUCGCCGGGGUUUUCAGGUCGUCAGCGCCACCGCCGUCGCCUGGUCUCUUCCCCCAUUCAUUCAUCUCAGUCUCACUCCACACGUGAACGGUGAACCCUAGCCCCUUCUGAAGCAUUCCCAGCGUCCCCGCGGUCCUCGGGUCGUCAGCGCCACCGCCGUCGCCUGGUCCUCAGCACCGCCGCUUCGUCUUCGCUGGCCUCUCCCUUCGUCUUCGCUUCGUCAGCACCCAGAGGCCACGUGGCAGUGAUGUAUUUGUCGAGAACGUUUGGGCGAACACUGUUCGCCGCAGCUGCUAGAUCCAGAACCUAUGCUUCUUCCGCCGGAACCGCCACUGCUGCCGGCGACAAAACCCGCAACCCUCUUGAGGAGUUCUUCGAGGUUGACAGGGACAUGGAAAGUGAUAAACCUAUUGUAUAUGGUCGGGGUUGGAAGGCCUCCGAAUUGCGUUUGAAGUCUUGGGAUGAUCUUCAUAAGUUAUGGUAUGUGUUGUUGAAGGAGAAAAACAUGCUCAUGACUCAACGCCAGAUGCUCAAUUCCCAGAACCUACGAUUUCCUAACCCAGAACGCAUCCCCAAGGUACGGAAGUCAAUGUGCCGCAUCAAGCAAGUACUUACAGAGAGAGCAAUAGACGAACCGGAUCCCAGGAGGUCUGCUGAGAUGAAGAGAAUGAUAAAUGCUCUCUGAUGAUUCACAAUAGAACAUUAUUGAGAAGGACUUUUGUCUUUGAUGGAUUCUUGGUUUGCAAGCUUUGUUUUUGCAACAAGUGGUUUACAUUGAGAUGUACCAGAAAACUAUUGAGGCUAUUCAACAUGAAAGAUAAGCACGUAUGCAGUAUCUAUACUCCUUAUUACAUCGUUAUUGGUAGUUAUCUAGGUUUUGAAUUGGGAAUGUCUCAUAUAUUUUCACAUAUUAUAGGAACUAUUAAACAAUCCAAGGCAUUAAUACUUGCAUGUUCUUACUUCUUAGUUCUUAGAGCACAUUAAUGCGUGCUAUAGGCACUAAUUUACAAACUCGUUUACUUUAGGGAAAGUGUAUGCAGUUUUCGGUUACAUAAGCUUCGAUUAACACGGUGUGCUGAGUACACUUUGAAA